CCCAGCCGGUAUUCCCAAACCUGUUCUAUCUUGUUUUUCUGGUAAAUUAAUACCGAUACCGGCACUUGCUUGUUUCAAUAUCAAUUUAUUCUUACUAACGUACACUCCCCCCCUCAUAAUAGAAGACCAUCGCCUAUUAGAAGACUACUGCCGAUUAUAUGACUUGAAAGCCAAAUAAAAGACCAGUGGUCUUCUAUUAUGUCCGCGAAAAAAAUUCGAAAAUGCCCUAUACCUAUUUUGAAAAAAAUUUCGCCAAAACGUACUUCUAAUAGAGGAUGGACUUCAAGUACGUGGGGGUUACCGUUGGACUACUAGCAGGCGAUAAAAAUACAAGACUACCCUUUAGAACUCGACUUGCGGGGCAAAAUAGAAGAGCAGGUGGUCUUCUAUUAUGGCGAGGGGGGGAUGACGAGCUCGAAAUGAGUUAUAAAUGCAUCGUAGAGUUCGAUAGCCACCUCUAUUCAAAAUAUAAGAAGAUACAUGAUUGACAGUUAGUUAAGAAAGGAAUGCUUUAGCUACUACGAACAGUCUUUAUUCUAUAUGGCUGAUGAUGUUGUUCUUGGUAUAAAAACUGGUAUAAAGCAUUAGUCAUUGUGUUCUUUACAGGUUGCAACAAAGAAAUCGUUGUUGCCACUGCGCAAGUGUGCCAGUACAACUGUUAGUGGUACAACAGUAAAUAGUAAAAUUUCUAGCGUCUCUUCAAAUUCAUCACCUGUACAAACAAUGCCUGUCAAUUCAAAUUCAUCAGAAAACCCACGUUCAGUGAACAAUGGACUUGUUGUUGGGUGUCGUGUACAAAUAAGUGGUUUGAAAACUGGCAUAUUACGCUAUAUGGGCACUGUACAUUUUGCCCAAGGACAGUUUUGUGGAAUUGAAUUAGAUGAACCAGAUGGAAAACAUGAUGGAGAAGUUCAAAAUAUUCGAUAUUUUAAUUGCCCUCAAAAUCGUGGCGUAUUCGUUCCAUUAGAGAAAGUGACAAUUGUUGCUCCAACAGCUGAAAAAAAAAUAGUUCCAGGUAAAAAAGAGAUUCCAUCUCGUCCACAACAAAUAAGUCGUUUGAAAGCACCUGCAACUUUGGUUCGUUCAUCCACGAUGCCGUCACCAAUUACUUCCAUUCCAACGUCUGUUCCAUCUAUAGUCCUUCAGUCACAACCAAUGCAGCCAACAAAUCAAAUAUCCUCACCACUGCCAGAUAUUGUACAAAAUACAUUACAUAAUAAUAACAAUCCAAUCAUGACAACACCUGUUCUUUCUGUUAUUGCACCAUCUUCAGCUGGUAAUACUCCAACUGAUAGUGAAAUAGUUCCAGUCAUACCAUUGAUAGAAAAUGAUGAAAGCAAUGCACUUUCUCACAUUCACAAUAGUGAGAAUGAGUAUAGCGACGAUGUAUUCAUUGAAGUUGAUAAUCACCUAACUCCACUAACAAAACCAUUAAAUAAAUCUCAAACAUCCCUAAUCACAUCUGAAUUAACAAAUGCUGUUGAUAAUGCGAGUCCACAUAGCUGGUUAACAGCAGCUACACCAGUAGUUGAACCAUUGCCAGUUUUAACUCCAUCUGUCAUUUCUCAACCACCACCAAUUUUACUUGAACCAUCUGAAUUAGUUGAUAGUGUAUCAUUAAUAUUAAAUCAGUUACAUCAACAAACACAUCAUCAACAUAUCGAAUCGGUUAGUGAAUAUGGAGAUAAUAUGGAUGAAGAUGAUGAGUAUGGAGACGAAGGGCAAGCAAAUAAAGUUAGCGAACAAGAAAAGGAAGCAGAAGCAAUAACGGUAGAAGAAAUCAAUCCAAAUGUCAUGAAUGGUUCAAAUCGUAGUAUAACAAAUUGGGUUCAAACCGAUGUAUCAUUUGCUAGUAACGAUGAUAUUACAUUUGUACGGUCAAAGGAUAUAAAAAAUACGUCGUCUGAUUUAAUAACAAAAUUAGAAAAAUCAACAGAAGAUGGUUCAAAAGAGGAAAGAAACAAGCUGUUAUCAGUACCACCGCUAGUUGAUGAAGACCAACAAAAAGAAAAACUAUCUAAUCAUUUAUCGCGUGAAUCAUCAGUGGCACAUGAUGAGCAGAUCGCCAAGAAUGGUGAAACAAAUGUAUUAUUAUCAGCUGAAUUCUCAAUACCAUCGCGUACAUCUUCAAUUACAAGUCAAUCAUCCGCAUUAAAUAAACGAAAAGUAAGCGGUAGUGCGCUAGAACCAUCUGGUAAAAACAAAACAAAUACUUCAAAAAUACAAGCUACAGCAGCGACCAAAGUUGGGCAAAAAAAUACAACAGGUUUUGACAACAAUCAACCCAAACGUGUUGAUACAUUGCUAACAAAUCGUUCUGUAAAACCAACAAUUGCAAAUGCGCGAACAACAACAAUUGCAAAACCAGUUGCCAGUAAUCAUUUGUCUGCGCGUAAACCAUCAUUACCUCCUACAGCAAUAACUGCUGGAGGAAAAACUCAAAAUAAAGAAAAUACUUCUCAUUAUCGAUUAAAAAGCAAUUCAAUACAUUCCAAAAAUGAUAAUCUACACGGUUCUAAAAACCUGAAUUAUCUAAAUGAAGUGGCAAACUCGAUAAGUUCAACCGACUCCAGUAUACCAGCUCCUCCAAGCAAUUCUACAUCACCAUCGUUAUCAAAUUCUAUUCACAGUAGUCAUUCAGAUUUAACACCGGCAUCAGUAUUAGCCCCUCAAAAUCAACAAAAAUUAUCAUCAAAUGUUUUACUCCGUUCAUCGUAUCCCUCGACCGUAUUGGAUAGCGUAAAUAAACCUUCAAAACCUCUAAACACAACGGUAAACAAAAUCUAUGGCUCAAAUCAUCGACCUUAUACAAUACAUUCAUCAAAAUCAGUAAAUCCCACUACUCAGAAAUUGGUUGUUUCAUCAUUAACUAGUCAACAAUCAUCAAAUAAAAUUGAAACAUUACAAAACGAGUUAAUUAUUCAACGUUUAUUAUGUACGUCAUUGGAAAAAACACAUGAGAUUAGUGUUGUACAAUAUAAGAAUUUAUUACAGGCUUUUGACGCCAUGACCGUACUCACAAAUUAUUAUCUUAAUCAGAAUGAACGAAUCCAAAACAAGUUAUCCAAAAAUAUUCAACAUUUUAGAAAUAUCAAUGAACAGUUAAUUCGACAACAUGACCAUUCAAAGCGUGAAACAAAAGAAUUAUAUGAAAAAAUUACUCAUGACUUACAUGAACAUCAUAAUCAUCAAAUUAAACAACUAGAAGAUAAACAUAAAAAUGAUCUAUUAGAGUAUGAGGGUCGUCUGAAUAAUCAAAUACAAGAAGCAAAUAAUGAAAAGGAGGAAGUUGAACGUCGUUGUCAAUUAUUACAAUCUCGUUUACAAACUCAUUUGGAUAAUAUAUCUAAAAAUGAUAUCAAUGAUACAUUAAUGAAACAAAUUGAAACAUUAGAAAAAGAUCGAGAAAGUUUACAAACAGUUGUAGAAAUGAAAAACAAAGAAAUAGCACAAAUAAGAAUUAAAUAUAAUGAACAAACAUUUGCACUUGAAGAUAAACGAGCAUUACAGAAAAAAAUUGAAAUUAUUGAAAAUCGAAACGAAGAUUUAUUAUGUUUAUUACAAAGACGGGCUGGUAUUGAAAAAGAAGCAGUCGUUCAACGUAAUCAAUUGGAACAAAUGUUUUUACAAAAGGAACGUGAAAAUCGUCGAUUAACAUUUGAAAAUGAAACAUUAUUAUAUCGUUUAAAUAAUAAAUAUUCAGCAACAGAAUACGAUUGUAAAACACCCACUAGAGAAUCAUCGUUAACAACAUCUCUCUCAUUAUCACAUCCAAGGAUAAAAAAGACAAAAUUAAAUUCGUUACCAAUUCAUCAUAGUGUUGAUUCAGAAUUAUUUCGACCAACGAAAAAGAAAGAUUCAUCAGUAUUUAUUUUUGAGAAUAAUCUCGAAAACAUGCCAUAUUUAAAACUCCCACCGUCUCAUCAGAGUGUCGAAUUAUUUUAUGAAUUACAUGGAAAUGGAAAUACAAAAUUAUUAUUUAUUAUGGGACUAUUGACGGAUGGCGAAGCAUGGAAAAAUCAAACUGAUUUUUUUCGACAAAAUGCCGAAUAUCAGGCAGUCAGCUACGAUAAUCGUGGUUGUGCACGUUCAUCAACGCCAUUUACACUUGAAUACACAACACAACAAAUGGCAAAAGAUGCAUUGUAUCUAAUUAAUCAUUUAGAAUGGAAACAAUGUCAUGUAAUAGGUGUUUCAAUGGGUGGCAUGAUUUCAUUGGAAUUUGCUAUAUUAGCACCGGAAAAAAUAUUAUCGUUAUCGUUAGUGGCAACUCAUGCUGGUGGAAUAUCAGGGCGUGCACCAUUCGUAGGUAUUAGACAUAUACUAACAUCAUUAUCAACAAAAAAUGAAAAAAUACAAUUGGAAAAUGCCAUGCUUAUGUUAUAUGGAAAACGAACACUAUCCGAUCCAGAUAAACAUAAACUUAUUUAUGAUUAUCAUUCGACGCGUUUUAAAUCGCGUAUUAAUCCCAAACUUACAGGCGUCGUUGGACAUAUUCUCGCUGUUCAACGUCAUUACAUUAAUUAUGCAGAUUUAUUAAAAAUACGUUAUUCUAAUUUUCCAUGUUUAAUUAUUGUUGGAACGGAAGAUAGACUGGUGCGAGAGGCAAAUUCGUACAUGUUGCAAAGAGUACUUGGAUGUAAAUUAGUUAAAUUAGAUGAUGCUGGACAUGGUAUUCCCGCCGAGCGUGCAGAUGAACUUAAUAAAGAAUUAUUAGCUUUGUUUGAAUCAACUGCAAAAGGUUCCAAAGAUUUAGAAUCAAAAGGUUAUGUUAGUUCACAUGAGCAACAAAUUGUCAAAGAACAUUCAUCGACACAUUUACCACCUGCUUAUGAAACUGAAUUGUCUGCUUUACAAUUAUGUUGUCAACAUCGCACACAUUGUUUUAUUUAUAAUUUAUUUGGAUUUAUACAAGGUGUACUAUUGGGUAUAAUAUUUUGUUUCAUAUUUUAUAAGACAAUAUUUACGAGUUCCGAUAUUUCAAUGACAAAAUUUGAUCAUGCAUUUAAGUUUGGCAUGUUAAUGGGAUGUUUAAAAGGUGGCUAUCGAGCUCUACGAUGUAUUUAUAACUCAUUUCGAGCUCGCCUUUACGUUAGUAAGAACAAAUUGAUAUUGAAACAAGCAAGUGCCGGUAUCGGUAUUGAUUUACCAGAAAAUCAAGAUGGAACACGUUCGGGAAUACCGGCUGGA
This is a messenger RNA of Didymodactylos carnosus, 5190 nucleotides long. Lineage: Eukaryota; Metazoa; Rotifera; Eurotatoria; Philodinida; Philodinidae. The record is from the annotation of a GenBank genome assembly.